Molecule: messenger RNA, 2505 nt
Organism: Trichoderma aggressivum f. europaeum
Lineage: Eukaryota; Fungi; Ascomycota; Sordariomycetes; Hypocreales; Hypocreaceae
Exons: 1
Coding region: 1-2505 (834 amino acids)
Biological process (GO): protein folding in endoplasmic reticulum
Cellular component (GO): cytoplasm; membrane
Source: RefSeq, a predicted model, not a curated record
AUGACCCUCCCCUCGUGUAUCUGGCACGCUGGUUUUACUCUUCUUCUGCUAUUAAGCGACCCUGUGCAGGCUAACUCCAAACCCGCUCCCCAGAGUGCGCCUGGCCAAUGCGACGCCCGUACCAUCAACUACAUCACGCACGCGCUGCCGUCGCUAUGCCUCAAGACAUCAUGGACGGACUCAAUACCGGCUCCGACCAAGAUUUCAUUCACAGGCGACUACUAUGACGCCGCCGAGCGUGUUACACAGCCCGCUGUGGAGGAGGAAGCUUCACCAUCUGCAGCCACACAAAACGACACGUUGACCAAGACAUCCGUCGGCGAUACCUUUGCGACGCCCUUCAUGUCGUUCGAGGACUGGAAGGAGAUGAAGCUCAAGGAGACUGGACAAGACCCUCAAGACUUGCACCCUCGGAACUUGAGCGGGCGCCAGAAAGGCGACCGACCAUCCCACGACGUCGAAGAGGGACUGGGAGCAGAAGAAGAAAUAUCCCUGUUUGAUACUUACGGCGAUGGAGAAGGGACUCGGACUGGAACCUACACGGACUCGACAAACUCGAAUAAGGGCGACGAUGAUGAGGCUCCUGCGCCCACUACCAGUACCGGGAUAGCAGCCACCCGCCGAAACGAAGACGCCGGACGAACCUGCAAGGAGCGCUUCUCAUACUCUUCCUUCGACGCGGGCGCCACCGUGUUGAAAGCAGGUCCGCAAGCGAAAAACGCAAAAGCAAUCCUGGUGGAAAACAAGGAUUCUUACAUGCUGCUCGAAUGCGCUGCGCAAAACAAAUAUGUCAUCGUCGAGCUUAGCGACGACAUCCUCAUCGACACAAUCGUCAUCGCCAAUUUUGAAUUCUUCUCCAGCAUGGUUCGUCAUUUCAGGGUCAGCGUGAGUGACCGAUAUCCUGUGAAAAUGGAGAAGUGGAGAGAGAUUGGAAUAUUCGAAGCCGCAAACUCUCGUGACAUCCAGGCGUUCCUUGUACAGAACCCUCAGAUCUGGGCGAAAUACAUAAGGCUUGAGUUCAUUACACAUUAUGGAAACGAGUACUACUGCCCGGUUUCGUUACUGCGAGUACAUGGCUCGAGAAUGCUCGACUCUUGGAAAGAUAGUGAGACGGGUCGAGAAGAUGACGCUCAUGAAGAGGAGGAGGAGGUUGAGGAGGAAGAGGUUCCUUCUGUUCUCGCUGCUACUGUUGUGCCACCACCCGCGGCAGCUGAAACCACUGUCGAGACCAGAAACGACGAGACGACUGUUCCAGCCCCCGUUAGAACCUCUCUGCCGCCAUUAGACGAAGACCCCUUCUACCUUUUGACAGCAACAUGCGCUGCGUCUCCAACGGUAGCAGCUGAUGGAAAACCAGGGAAUACAGGCUCCGCAACCGCUAGCGAGGGGGCCAAACUACAGAGUAAAGAUGGGGUCUUGGAGUCAGAUCCUGCAUCUCCAGAUUCUCCAAGAUCAAAUGCUACGCAAGCGCGUGAUCCUUCUACUACACCGCCGUUGAAACAGACGGACCCUUCCAAACCGGCUGUCGAGAAUGCCCAACAAGUCCCGGUAGAGCCUAUAGACUCGUCCACUGGAACAGGCUCUGGGACAGGCUCUGGGACAGGAAAACCUCGCAGCACCUCAAGCGCCUCCGCCGCCACGCCAACCGUGCAGGGAAGCUUCUUCAACUCCAUCACCAAGCGCCUGCAGCAGGUCGAGUCCAAUCUCACCCUGUCUCUCAAAUACGUCGAGGACCAGUCGCGGCUCAUGCAGGACGCGCUGCAGAAAACAGAACAGAAGCAAGUAUCCAGGCUCACCCGUUUCCUCGGCGAUCUCAACAACACCGUUCUCGCCGAGAUGCGCAACGUGCGCGAGCAGUACGAACAGAUUUGGCAAUCCACCGUCCUAGCUCUCGAAAGCCAGCGGGAGCAGUCCGAGCGUGACAUUGUCGCCCUGAGCACAAGACUAAAUCUGCUGGCCGACGAAGUUGUCUUUCAGAAGCGCAUGGCCAUCGUCCAGGCCAUCCUCCUGCUCUCCUGUUUGUUCCUCGUCAUCUUUUCUCGGGGCGUCCCCAUUCCGUAUCUUGCCGCCCUGCAGGAACAAGCCGCCGGGAUUGCAUACACUUCCCCGCCGCCGUAUUCUGGCCACGGAUCUCAUGGUUUUUAUAAACCUGAUCCGGGCGUGAAAGUAGACGAACAGCCGUUGUCGAGCCAUCUUCCAGUAGUCAGUGUCUCUUCAUUUGAAGCUGCACCAAACGUACCGAGUAAACGAAUGACCUUCUCCUCCCUGGAGACGACUGAAUCCCACCAGCUGAUUCGUGAAGCCGGCCAAAAAGAGCCUCCACGGCGGCAUCCCUCUCUUGGAACACCAGGCUCUCCAAAUGGUGACAGUUAUCCAGACGUACACCACCUAGAUCACGAGUCACGCUUUCAUCCUCUCCGCCACCCAGCUCCAAACCAUCUAAAUACGCCCCGAAAGCCCCUUCCUUCUCUCCCUGAACAUUUGGUAUCGGCUCAGGACUCAUAA